CUGUUCUAUUCAUUACAUGGCAAUCACUUCAUUCACCACUGCUGUGCUCCCACCCUUGAGCCUGAGGGGGGAGGGGGAGGAUUAGUUUGAAAAACUGAUCAAGAACAGAAAUGUUUAGGAAGGGUCAUGAAGAACAUUGCCAGUGACACUACAGAGAAAGGGUUACACAGGGCAGAAAUCAAGCCAACAAAAGCAUUUAGUCAGGAUGUGUAACUUGAAAUUGACUCCUUUUGGGAAUUGCCAUAGAACCUUUAAUGGACUUCAUCGGCUGAACCUAGGAUCUGGUGAAUCCCACAAAAAUCAGAGCAUGCUACAGAACAGAUGCCCUCAUCACCAAGGACUUGUUACUGUUCUGUGCACUUCAUAUAUUUUAUCACGUUUAGUCCUUCCAUUGGUUCUUUGAGUUUUCUGGAUAUGCCACAAAAGGAUCCAUGCCAGAAACAAGCCUGUGAAAUACAAAAAUGUUUACAAGCCAACAACUAUUUGGAAUCGAAGUGUCAGGCCGUCAUCCAAGAACUUCGUAAGUGUUGUGCUCGAUAUCCCAAAGGAAGAUCUCUUGUCUGCUCAGGAUUUGAGAAAGAAGAGGAAGAAAACUUGGCAAUGAAGCCUGGAUCCAAGUAAAGUUGUACUGAAAUGUUAAAUUCUGCUUCAUGUUUUCCUCAAGCAUGUUUUAUUUACUGUCCCUCCUUCAAGCUAGGUAGCAGCAAAUGGCAAAUUAAAAAGUCAAUUUUAAGAGUUAGCAAAUAUGUUAUCUAUGCAAAAUAGACCAAAAUAUCAACCUAUAUAGAGAAUAAAUAUGUAUAAUGUAAAAGGGAGCUGCUAAAAUAAACC
Messenger RNA from Arvicanthis niloticus (Nile rat), 831 nucleotides. The record is from RefSeq and is a predicted model, not a curated record. Lineage: Eukaryota; Metazoa; Chordata; Mammalia; Rodentia; Muridae.